Penaeus monodon (black tiger shrimp) is the source of this 711-nucleotide messenger RNA. RefSeq lists its product as uncharacterized. The transcript is spliced from 2 exons. Lineage: Eukaryota; Metazoa; Arthropoda; Malacostraca; Decapoda; Penaeidae. The record is from RefSeq and is a predicted model, not a curated record. The coding region runs from base 1 to 711 and encodes 236 amino acids.
AUGUCGAGGGUGAGUCAAAAUGCUUCUGAAUCAACAAUAGCCAACACUACUUUCAAGAAAUUUUCACGUCAAGUUAAACAGACAUGUGAUUCAGAGGCCAUCCUAUCUCCUCUAAAAACGCUUAAGAAUGACAAAACAAUAUUGAUUACCAAACCAGAUAAAGGUCGGGGUGUUGUCAUCUUAAAUAGUUGUGACUAUAAACAAAAGAUCUUGAACAUUCUCAGUGACCACACGAAAUUCAAAAGAAUUACCACUGAGGUAUCAACUCAUCUAUUAUACCUCGAAGACAAAUUAAAACGACUACUCCGGAUCAUUAAAACCUCCGGUAAUGAAAGCACUUACAAUUUUCUUAUGACUUCUGGCUCCAGACCUGGCCUUCUCUAUGGACUCCCCAAAGUACAUAAACCUAACAUUCCCCUAAGGCCCAUUAUUUCUUCGAUUGGCACUUUUAACUAUAACACUGCAAAAUUCCUGGUUCCUAUCAUAUCCCCUCUAACUACCAAUCAGUACACAAUUGAAAACUCUACUACCUUUGUAAGUGAAAUUACAUCCCUAACAUUCCAACAACCCAUUACCAUGGCAAGUUUUGAUGUUGAGUCAUUGUUCACCAAUGUUCCCCUUCAUGAAACCACAGAUUUAAUAGUCAAUAAUUUAGGAGCUGGGACGUCUAUUAGUAUUGCUUCCAUAAAAUGGCAGAUUAUUUUGACUUAG